AUGGCAAAUACUAAACAAAACAUGAGACCAUUAAGGCCUAACUUUAAUAUAAAAAAUACUUCUUAAGUUUCAGAAUAGGAGCCUCCGCAACCAACUCUUGAAAAUAAAGAGUACAAAGCUACAGAGCCAAAAAUUAAUUUAAGACCUUUCGUACGUCCGCCUAGUUCAAAAAAAGAUGAUGUUCAACAAUCGUAAUAGUUUUAAGAAUCAAUAAUGGAAUCGAAAGUGGAUGAGUAAAAAAACACAUAACAAAGUAACAGAUUCCACUUACAUUUAAAGGAAGAACACCAGUAAAUGGAUUUAGAAAAUUUAAUCUACAAGCUGCUGCGCCUAGCUAAUAGAAUGAAGAGGUCUUGAAUGUGGCUUAGUAAUAUUAAGGGCCAGCCAUAAAUCUAUUUGCUAAUAAAGAAAAAAUUUAAUAAGAAGUUAGUCAAAUCAAAUAAAAAGAAUUAAGACAAAUGGUGCAAGUGCAAAUGAAACAAAGACCUCUGAAUGCACCUGAGGCGAACAUGUUUGCUGGAAAAGAAUCAGUUGAUGGUCAGGAUACCUUAAAGAAGGUGAAACCCAUUAGACCAACAAACAAUAAAGAGCCAAUCACCAAAGACACUAUCAAAGUAGCAGAGCUGUUAGAAAACAAGAUUCAGUUUCAGGCUCCCCAGGAAGAUCAGCAGAUUGAAACCAAAAAGGUUCCUAGAACAAGAGUUAAGUAAGCAGCUCAAGAAUAGAUUGAUAUAGAAUAGUUGAAUAAUAAUUAGUAAUAGAAUGCAAAACAACAAGCGGAGGAAACAAUGAUGGAAAAGACUCAGAGAGAGAUGAAUAAAAAUAUAAGUAAGAAAACUGGAAAGACUAAUUAGAUUGCAUAGCAAUAAUAAUAAAAUGAACAACCAGAGGAAACUAAUAAAUAAUUAGCAUAAACAAAAGAAGCAAUCCAGAAACCAUAAUAAACAGUCACUUCAAUAGAUGAUUACAAAGAGAGAGUACAUAAAUAUAUUAAUUAUUCAAUAGACAAUUUAAUUUAAUACUAAUACUACAAAAAAUGUGUUGUAAGGUAAGACAGAGGAACAAAGGAAAAGAGUAAAAGACUUAUAGCAAUUAAUAACAUUAGAAGUAGAUGAUUAUAGCAAUUAAUUAGUGAUUCAACCGAGAAGUAAGACAUUUUAAUAUAUAUUUAAUAGCUGAAUAUGAAACUUAUCUCAAUCAUAUCAAGGCUAACAUAAUCAGAAAUUCUUGUGAUCAAGCAUUUGAUGACCGAUUAACAGUGGAUACUCAAACAGAUGAAUUUUAAACAAAUGAUUUCGGAGGACAAUGUCCAGAAGAUUAUAAUAGAACCUUCCUUGCCCACAAACAACAAUAUCAAAAAGACAAUCGUCUAUGUGAAUUCAUUGAAUAGGCUUGUGAGAUUUUUGAGGAAAUUCUUAAUAGUGGGAACAGAAAUCAGAUCCAAUUUGAUUAAGAACAAUUGAAUCAUAAAUUUCCUAAUAAAAUUAAAAGUGCUUUCAAAUGCAAAUGCUUAAACAUUGUAGCUCAUUAAAUAUAUAAUAAUCAAUUGGAACUGUUUGAAACCUAUUACAUUGAGAGUGAUAAAUUUAAGUGGCUUAAUGGUUCAUUGAUAAUUUAAUAUCCCUAAAAUGUACUAUACUAUAUUCCUUCAAAAGUAACAUGUUUGAUUUGUGAAUAAAGUUUAUUGAUUUGUGGAAAUGCAGACGGAUAAUUGGCUGGAUGGAGUAUAAAUGAUGUUGGGUAUAACAAUAGGUACAUUGAUAAAAUGAGAGAACUAUUGUAGGAUGAAUUUAAAAUCAAAAGCAUUAACUUUGCUUCAGAAUGGAAUCUAUCAAUUCUAGAUUAAUUUAGCGAUGCCAAUAUGAACUAGUUGUCAUAAAUACAAUAAAUAACCCAUAACUCAUUAAUCAAAUUGAUUUUUGAAAUAGUUGUAAUGGAUGUAUUUGGAAAUAUAUAAAUUUGGGAGGUUUAAGAUCUGAAAUAUAAUGAAUAAGAAAAGCUGUAUGUAGAUUUAGGAAUAAAAUCAAAAAAGAAAUUAGUGUUGUUAAAUACAAUCAACAAGAACCUGACAAAGAUAUACAGUUGUAUGAGUAUGGACAUAGAUACGUAAUAUUAAUAAUCUAAUUAUUUUAUAGUAUUCUCAUUUGCGGACCCUCAAAAGUGAUUAAUAUUUCUCAAUAGCGAUCCUAUUUUGAUGAUUCAGAUAUGUAACCCUGUGUUAUUAGUAACAUCUAUUCUAAUUAUUUUUGUGUUGGAUAUAUUGAUGGCCAUAUUGCGUAAUCAAAAAAUUUAUAUUUUCUAGAUUAUUUCACAAAGACUUUACUAAAUCAAUUUGGUAAUUGAGAAUUGGAUUAAAGAAGAUCAUUUGGAUUAGAAUUCUUUCUGAUGGUUUGAUAGGUGCCAUCGAUAGUGAAUAGAAUAUAUAUGUAUAUUGUGCAUAGGAUAAUUCCUAAAUGAUAGGAAAAUAAUUGGCUGAUCAAGAUCAUUGGAGAUUCAACUAUGCUUAGUAUGUGUGUUUUAAUUAAUUUAAGCUAAAAUGGUUAAGAGUUGACAAUAGUAGGGAAAGAUAAAAAUACUGAUUUGCAAUUGAUUAAAGAGAGAUUAGAAUUAUAGGGAACCAAAACUGACAUUUUCGAUAACAUUUAUUUGGAUUAUUAUGGAUAAUGA
Paramecium octaurelia is the source of this 2667-nucleotide messenger RNA. Lineage: Eukaryota; Ciliophora; Oligohymenophorea; Peniculida; Parameciidae. The record is from the annotation of a GenBank genome assembly.